Gamsiella multidivaricata is the source of this 609-nucleotide messenger RNA. RefSeq names its product ribosomal protein S13/S18-domain-containing protein. Gene Ontology annotation, cellular component: small ribosomal subunit; ribosome; cytosol. NCBI's taxonomy places the organism in Eukaryota, Fungi, Mortierellomycota, Mortierellomycetes, Mortierellales, Mortierellaceae. The coding region runs from base 1 to 609 and encodes 202 amino acids. The record is from RefSeq and is a predicted model, not a curated record. The transcript is spliced from 3 exons. Gene Ontology annotation, biological process: translation. Gene Ontology annotation, molecular function: structural constituent of ribosome; RNA binding.
AUGUCUCAAAACCAAUAUCAUCGACUUGCACCAUACAGACAGGAUGGGUGGUUCCGAUGUCAGCUGGAAGCGAUCCAUUGUAAAACACAGUUGAUUAACACUGGACCCCGACUUGCAUCUUUUCUUUCGGUUUUUUUACGUCAACAGUCUCUCCUUGUUCCUGAGAAAGGCCAGUUCCAGCACAUUCUUCGUGUUCUUAACACGAACGUGGAGGGCAAGACCAAGAUCAUGUUCGCCAUGACCAACAUCAAGGGUGUCGGUCGUCGUUAUGCCAACUUGGUCUGCAAGAAGGCUGAUAUCGACUUGAAGAAGAGAGCUGGUGAGCUCACCAACGAAGAGCUCGAGCGCCUCGUCACCAUCAUGCAGAACCCCACCCAGUACAAGGUUCCUCAGUGGUUCCUCAACAGACAGAAGAACUUCGUCGAUGGCAAGUACACUCAGCUCUUGGCCAACGGUCUUGACAACCAGAUGCGUGAGGACUUGGAGCGCCUCAAGAAGAUCCGUGCCCAUCGUGGUCUCCGCCACUACUGGGGCGUCCGUGUCCGUGGUCAGCACACCAAGACCACCGGUCGUCGCGGUCGCGUCGUCGGUGUCUCCAAGAAGAAGUAA